CAGAAGAUCAAGUCCGACAUCGAUCGAAGACUGAAAAAAUUGGAGAAACGACCGGCUUUCAUGAAUGCAUUGUCGUACUUGAGAGACCCAGGAAGGAUCAAUGACCUAAGGAAAGAUUUUGACGAAGCAUUGAAAUUGUUUCAGGUAGGUUUUCCAGUAUCGUUCCAUAAUCAUUCUGAUUUUCGGGCGAUGCAGCUUAGGGCAAACCUAAUAGGCGGCGCCAAAUUAGCGGCCAUAGAACGUCGUCUACAGGAUGACAAAAUCUUGGAUAGUCUCCGAUUCCCUCAUAUCGCUCACGAUGACUCCACUCAGGCAUGCCUAGAAGGCACUAGGGUGGAUCUCACCGAGCAUAUUAUGACAUGGUGCCGCAACACUGGGAGAAUGAGAACCGGUUAAUGCUACUGACAGCUGUGGCCGGUGCCGGCAAGACUUCGAUUACACUCACGAUAGCAGAACGAUGUGCGAGCGAAGAGGACGUUACCUUAUUGUUGCACUUCUUCUUUAAAGCGGGCGAACGGUCACGGCCCGAUUCUCUAUUCAGCGGCAUAGCUCGGGUUCUGGCAGAACAUGACCCGGUUUACCGCACUUGCAUUAUCUCUGCUCUUCGAAAAGACUCUUCCCUCUCAACAGCUCCACUUGCGAAGCAAUUCAGGGAUUUGGUGGCUUCGCCUCUCCUCCACAAACCUCCGCCUCCCAGCCAUCCUAUGGUGGUCAUCAUCGAUGCUUUAGACGAGUGUGACAAAGAAGCGUUUGAGCCCCUUGCUGAAACACUUGGGGAGGAAGUGCCUAAGCUACCAUCUUCCAUUAAAUUCUUUAUCACAUCGAGACAAUUUGAUCUCGUGAAUCGCUUCCUCUCCCCCAAUUACCCUAUCGAUCGUCUCACUAUUGAUCUUUCGGAUAAGACAAACAUGCAGGACUGCGCUGCAUACAUACGUUCUCAGCUUCAAAAGCUGAGGAAAGUACACCCGGAUUUACGCCAUAAUCUUCAGGACGAAGAUAAAUCGGUACAGGAGAUCUCGGAACGUGCCAAUGGUUUGUUUAUCUGGAUCAGCACCAUCUUUUGCUACAUGAAGACGACCAGCGAGGAUCCUAUGAUGACACUAAAGAGCCUGCUUGACACCAGUGCCAAACGAUCAAAGGUUCCUGCUGAGGAAAUGAUGGAUCGCUUGUACACAAACAUUCUGAAGAGGUGUAAUUGGAAGAUUGAAGGUUUUGUACAUGACUACCCGAUUGUGGUGGGAGCAAUCUUCAUUGCACAGCAGCCUCUGUCCAUCGCAAGCUGGGAUAGGAUUUUGUUACCUUUUUUGAAAUCCUCUGUUCGAUAUACGUUAGCCGAACUUGCACCUCUCCUCUCAGGAGUUGAGAACCCUCACAUUCCGAUUCGCAUCCUACAUCAAUCCUUCCGCGACUUUAUUCUGGAUCGAAUCGACCCCCGAUCAAUCGGCCUUGGUUGCAGUUCAAUAGAUGUGAAGACCGAGAAUGUCAGGGUUGCCCUGCGAUGUACCGAGAUUCUCAACCAGGAUCUUUCCUCUGUAAAGGGCUUAGGACUAAUUGAAAAUCUGUCCGAAAAAGACGAAAUGCCGCGCAUUCCUCGAGAGGAGUUAUCCGAGCACUUUCAUUAUGCAUGUCGCCAUAUUGUCCAUCACCUCAGUGGAGUCCAGGAACCGGAGGAGGGGCUUGCUGUGUCAGUUGCUGUAUUUCUCACUCAGGAAGCAACUCACUGGGUGGAAGUUUGUGUGAGAAUGGAGGGCUACAUUAGUAUCUCGUCACUACCCAAGUGGGCUAAGCAGGCUGUUGAGCACCGGUCCAAGGAUGCCGUCCGUGGAUUGGCUAAUGAGCUUAUCCAGCUUGCAAGAAUUUGGAAUUCUUUUCAAAAUUCCAGGAGGCUUAUGAGGCAGCGAACGAUUCCAUUAUGCUCUGCCGUGGCCUUGUUUCUCUGGACCCGGGAUCUACACCUCGGAUUUGGCCGAGUCACUCAUCAAUCUAUAUUGCGCUCUUUCCAAUCUUGGACAGCACUCGGAGGCACUCCCAUUAUUGAAGAAAGCGUCAAACUCCACCGCCAGCUAGUUGCUGUUGACCCAGGAUCACAUACCCCGUAUUUGGCCAGGUCACUCAACAACCUAUGCAAUGCUCUUUCCAAUCUGGGACGGGACUCAGAGGCGCUCCCAUUCAUCGAAGAAAGUGUCAACUCCGACGCCAGCUAGUUGCUGUUCACCCGGAUCAUACACCCAGGUUUGGCCAAGUCACUCAACAAUCUAUAUGCACUCUUUCCAGUCUCGGACGGCACUCGAAGGCACUC
Messenger RNA from Cantharellus anzutake, 2299 nucleotides. RefSeq lists its product as uncharacterized. Gene Ontology annotation, molecular function: protein binding. The coding region runs from base 360 to 2204 and encodes 614 amino acids. The record is from RefSeq and is a predicted model, not a curated record. The transcript has 2 exons. NCBI's taxonomy places the organism in Eukaryota, Fungi, Basidiomycota, Agaricomycetes, Cantharellales, Hydnaceae.